Labrus bergylta (ballan wrasse) is the source of this 7347-nucleotide messenger RNA. It is a transcript of the gene baz1a, whose product is annotated as bromodomain adjacent to zinc finger domain, 1A. Gene Ontology annotation, molecular function: DNA binding; protein binding. The record is from RefSeq and is a predicted model, not a curated record. NCBI's taxonomy places the organism in Eukaryota, Metazoa, Chordata, Actinopteri, Labriformes, Labridae. Gene Ontology annotation, cellular component: CHRAC; nuclear chromosome. Gene Ontology annotation, biological process: positive regulation of DNA replication; regulation of DNA-templated transcription; chromatin remodeling.
UCAACAAGCCGCCAGUGCGAGCGGCUCCGAGCCCGGGACUACUUCUUCUACUCUCAUCCUAACGGCGGAUUAUCGCUUUAUCGUUACACAACUCGAGCUCUGUGGACGCGGAGCUGAGAGAUGCCGCUCCUCCACAGGAGAGCCUUCAUCCGGCACAGACCUCCGGCUGACCUGCGGCCGGACGAGGAGGUUUUCCUCUGUAAGAUCACCCACGAGAUCUUCAGAAGCUACGAUGAGUUUUUCGAGCGCACCAUCCUCUGCAACAGUUUGGUGUGGAGCUGCGCUCUGACAGGGCGAGCAGGCCUGACUUACCUGGAAGCGGUGGAGAGCGAGCGGCGGGCGAAGCAGAGCUUACAGAGCUUUCCAACAUCACUGGUGGUUCCUCUGCUCCACCUGGCCGCUCUGAGCCACCGCUGCAGACUGUCGGAGCUCUGCGAGGACGUCUACACCUUCGUCAAAGACCGCUUCUUCCCCGGAGAGACCGUAGAUGUCUCAGUACGCAAUGGAGCCAGACAUGUGUGCGAGAUCCUGCAGGUUAACUCUCCUCAUUCCAGCGCUAACGGAGCGCCAGCCGUUAACGGCCAUGCCAAACCAGCUGAAGGUGACACUAUUGUCAUCAGCGACAGCGACGAGGAGAGCAAAGACUUCCAGAGCCCCACAGCACAGGUCAACGGGAAGAAGAAGAAGUCUCUAAACCCGUCAGUGUUUAAAUACACAGUGAGGAUGAUGAAGGACGAACACAGCGAGCCGUUCACUGUGAAAGCCAACCAGCUCAGUCGCAGGAAGACCCUGGUGUCCCGAGAGAAACUGAAGCUGCUCUUUAAGCAGCACUGUGAGCCACAGAACGGGACCAUCGCACUGAAGUCCUCCACAGUGAUGAAGUACGGACUGUCUGAACAAACAUUCUCUCAGUUCUUCCCUGAUGAGCCCCCCCAGUUCCCCUUCAGCCCCUCCUCUAAAGGAGGAGGGCGGGGUUCACCUGGACAGGCCGGCUCGUCGCUGCUGAAGGCGGCGGAGAAGCUGAAGCUGCUGCAGCAGAGGGAGGAGAUGGCAGCUUCUGCUCAGGACAGAGCUCGUCUGAAGAAGGAGAAGGAGGAGGUGCAGGAGUCCAAGAGGAGAGAGAAGGAGAACAGAGAGAGGCUGAAGGAGGAGCACAGGAAGAAGUUUGAGGAGGAGAAACAGAAGAGGAGGGAGGAGAAGGAGCUCAGGAAGCUGGAGAAGGAGCGGGAACGAGAGAAGCUGAAGGAGGAGAAGAAGAAAUACGCUGAACGACUGAAACUGUGGAACAAACCCAGAGAGGAUAUGGAGUGUGAAGACCUGAAGGAGCUACCCAGUCCAGUACCUGUGAGGACCCGUCUUCCUGCAGAGCUCUUCGGAGAAGCUCUGAUGGUUCUGGAGUUCUUGCGGGCCUUCGGGGAGGUCUUUGACCUGAAGGACGAGUUCCCCGACGGAGUCUCUCUGGAGGUGCUGGAGGAGGCUCUGGUUGGUUCUGACCCUGAAGGUCCUCUGUGUGAGCUGCUCUUCUUUUUCCUGUCGGCCAUCUUUCAGGCCCUGGAUGAGGAGCAGGAGGAGGUGGCUAAAGACCAGGUUGAAGACCUGUCGGAGGCUCUAGAGGAUGAUUCUGAUGCCACUCAGUCUGCUCUGAGCGCCGUAGCCUCAUUGGCAGCGGCCUGGCCUCAGCUACAUCAGGGCUGCAGUCUGAAGCAGCUCGACCUGGACAGCUGCACGCUGUCAGAAAUCCUGCGUCUUCAUAUCCUUGCAUCUGGGGCAGACUGUUACCAUGGCAAUGCCAAGUUCCGCUACCAGAAGCAAGGCGGGUUUACGCUGAUGGACGACCCAUGUGUCGAGCUGCGGUUGGCCGAGCCGUUGCUGCUGAAGAGGCUGUCUAACACGGCGGUGUACGACCUGACACCAGGGGAGAAGCUGAGGAUCCUGCAGGCUCUGUUGGGGAAGUUGCUGACGUUGGCGUCCACCAGAGAUCUGAUUGAAGACUGUGUGGAGGAUCAACGAGCCGCCAGACAGGAACUGAGAGAGAUCAGAUCUGAACAACACCGCAGAGAGAGAGAGGAGGCCGCAUACAGAGUUCGUCUGCGUAAAGAGGAGAAGCUGAGGGAGCAGGAGCAGAGGCUAAAGGAGAAGGAGGAGAAACUAAAGGAGCAGGAAGAGAGACUGAGGGAGCAGGAAGUGAAGGGAGGACUCCAAACAAGCAGUGAGAGUCCUGAGAAACUUCACACGGAGGAGGAGGAGCAGAAAAACAAGAUUAAAGCUAAACUCAACCAGAAAGAGAAACAGACACCCACCUCGGACACCAAACCCCCGUCCUGCCCUCCUUCCAGCCUGACUGCAGAGGAGCAAGAGAAGGAGCAAGAGAAGGUUCGAGAACUACAGGAGCGGAUCCAGAAGGCGGCCGCCUGCACCUGCCUCCUGCCUCUGGGCAAAGAUCGUCUAUAUCGCCGUUACUGGCUCCUCCCCUCAGCCUCCACCCUGUUUGUAGAAGAAGACUGCUUCGGCCUAACGGAGGAUAUGCUGCAACCACACCCAACACCUGCUCAGGAUACCACUACCCCAAAGAUGGAGGAAGAGGAGGAGGUCAUGAAGGAGGAGCCAGCAGAGGGAAGUGCUGGAUCAAGCCCCGCCCCCAUCCACACCUGUGGGCCGCCACUCAAACGUCCCAACCAGUGGUCUUUCUACACCUCAGUGGAGGAGGUGGAUCAGCUGAUCGACGCUCUGAACCCUCGAGGUCACCGAGAGAGCAGCCUGAAGGAGGCGCUGCUGCAGGAGAGAGAGAGAUUGACACAGCUGCUGCAGAGCUGUGACAGGAAGAAGUACUGCCACACAGUUGAUCCAGAGUCUUCGCGUUCCGUCCAAUGCACUGCUGCAGCUGAGACUCUGAUGGAGGGUCGCCUGAGAGACCUGCUGAUGGACAUUGAAGACCGAAUCCACCAGGGAACUCUAGGAACUCUGAAGGUGAUGGACAGACGGGUGUGGCGCUCUGCACUGGAGGCAGGGAACUACGAGUUGCUGGGUUCAGACGGUAGAGAGAACGGAGGGACGAACGGGCGAGUGGAGGCCAUGGAGGUAGAUUCUGCUCACCUGAGAGCCAGAGACAGGCUGCAGGAGCUUAAAUCGGAGGGCGGGGCCUCGGGAAGCGGGACUCCUCAGGUGGUCAGCAGCAUGGUACAAGUUCUGGCUCAGGCUCUCAUUCACAUCGAGCAAGGCAUCGAGAGACGCUUCCUCAAAGCUCCGCUGGGUGAGGAAGACCCAAAGAAGGACCAGAAGACGAAGAAAAACAAGAAGAAAGACGAGGACCUGGCUAGUGACGAUGGCAGUGACAGUGGGCGGGUCUAUAAGACGGUGUUGGAGCGAUGGAGGGAUUCUCUCCAGUCCUCCUCCAGUUUAUCUCAGGUAUUUGUCCACCUCUCCACUUUGGAGCGCAGCAUCCUGUGGUCUCGCUCUGUCCUCAACGCUCGCUGUCGCAUCUGCAGACGCAAAGGAGACGCUGACAACAUGCUGCUGUGUGACGGUUGUGACCGUGGACACCAUACCCACUGUCUGAGGCCCCGCCUCAAGUCGGUUCCGCAGGGUGACUGGUUCUGUCCAGACUGUCGACCCAAACAGAGAUCCAGCCGCGUCCCGUCCCGUCAGCGCUCUUCUAUCGAUGAGGAGGAAGAAGAGGAAAAUGAGGAAGAGCAAGAGGAGGAGGAGGAGGAGGAGUCAGAAGAGGAAGAGGAGGAGACGGAAGAAGAAGAAGAGGAGGAGUCAGAGGAAGAGGAGGAGGAAGUCGUUGUGAGCACAAAAAAGAGCCAGGCCCCGCCCCCCAAAGGCAAGAGCCAAGGGGCCACGCCCAAAGGUCAGCAGACCACACCAAAAGGUCAACAGGCAACACCCAAGAACAGCAGCGCUUCAGCAGGGAAAACCUCAUCAUCCUCAAAGUCCUCAGGGAAGAAGGCCACGCCCCCCUCAGGGAAGGCAUCUGGAGGUAAACCUCCUCCUCGCACUGGGAGUCGAGUCAGUGCCCGCCUAAGCCACGAGAUCCUUGCACCAAAUGGAAACACCAAGACCUCACCUGGUCAGAGCGAGUCCCGCAAGAGACCGCCAACAGAUGUGGCCCCUCCUCCCAAACUCAUCCUCCCUGUUCUCCCUCCAUCAUCCUCCUCCUCCAGCCGACGCUCCUCUGGCAGAAACCAUGGCGUCCACGAGCUGUCGGCCUGCGAGCAGCUGGCCGUGGAGCUCGUCAGACAUGAAGACAGCUGGCCCUUCAUGAAGCUGGUGUCUAGGACUCAGGUUCCUGAUUACUAUGACAUCAUCAAAAAGCCGAUCGCCCUCAGCACCAUCAGAGAGAGAGUGAACAACUGUGAAUAUCAGACAGCAGGUGAGUUUGUCAGUGACGUGGACCUGAUGUUCUCUAACUGUCUUCAGUAUAAUCCUCGUCACACUAACGAAGCCAAGGCGGGGCUUCGUCUGCAACAGUACUUCCACUCAGAGCUCAGCAGACUCGGCCUAUCGGAGCGAAGCCCCACCCCGCUAACCAAGCGCUCCCGACACUGAACCAAACCCACCACUCUGACCUCACCGCCGUCCUCUCUGCUGAUUGGUCCGGGGGGCGACACCCAGUCCCCCCUUACAGACUAAGUUGGUGCUGAUUCUUCAUCACAUUUGUUGUCUUUGUUAUAUCCAUACCUGUUUCGUUACCGUGGCAACAAAAAGAGAAAUCCACCUAAUUUUGGACAAUUUCUCGUGUUUAAUUACCAAAAAUUGCAGGCAAACUGCUGCACACUGUCCACGUUGCACAAAUAUGUUGGCAACAUUUGAUAUUUGUGUGACUCGGACAGUGCACUCGUUCUGAGUUAGAAUGUCACUGAGAUCUGAACUUUUUUUUUUUUCCUUUUUUUUUAAGCUUUGAUUCUUUUUGAUACCAGCCUGUUGACCACCUUACCUCAGACUCACCUGUUCCCUAACUAAUGAUCCAAUCACAUUUAGAUCCACAGGUGAACUCCCAGUUAUCUCACCUGGUCACAUGACUUCGAGUUUGUGUCUCUAAAAAACAAUCUUUGUAGGGAGCUGUGUAGAAAGUGACAGACCUGUGUGGACGUGUGAAGACGUGUAGCAGACGCUCCUGUGGUGCUGUAGGACAGUAGAGACACCUUAGGGACAUGUUAGGGACACCUUAGAGUCCCCUCAGGCUUCAUCCGAUCGUUUCUUCAUCCAGAAAACACUUCUAAAGAACCUCCAGAUCUGCACUGGCUGUUUCAAUAAAUCCUAUCAGGCUGCUGUGCUCGCUCAGGGACUCAACUUUACAGUGCAGCUGUUUUUUUACUGAAGCAUGGUGUUGCUAUGGAGAUGAGCUCUUAGGCUGGGAAUCAAUCUUUUGAAAGUCUGUGGCGGCCAGUAAAAUGUGGAGUUCAACUGAAUCACAACCUAAACAGUUUUAUUUUUCACAUAUUAAAAAUGCACAACUAGAGCCAGACUGAAUAAAAUUUGAAAUAGAUGUUUUAACUCUUAACAUUUUGAGGGAUUACAAAGUCGUUGAAACACAAAAUUCAUUUCAGACUGAAGAGAAGAAAACGUAGACACGUUUUUAGCACGGCUCAACAUCUCAGCGUCUGCAGGCAAACGAUGUUGUUUAGUUUACUGAGUGAUGCUGACGUUAGCAAAGCUAGCUCAUCCAGCCUUCAGUCCUCCUGCAGGUGAUCGUCUACACACUUGAGCUGAAUGUGUUAACACAUUGCUCCGGUCUAGAGGUUACAUCUCAGUUUACCUUUAGCUACAGCCCCGCCUAGUGGUGGGUGGCUGCGUUACAGCUUAGGCACAACAUGUAACCCCAUAUUAAGAAUUUAACUGACUUUUCCGAGUUGUCUGACUUAUUCUGGUGCUAACUGAAACGUCUUAACCCUCACCAGAGUCGACUAGACUCACACGUCUGUUAAUCAACUGAGAACUUUUAAGAGAUGAAUGUUUUCUCCAUAACUCGGUAACUUGCUUGUUUAAAAGUGUGAUCAACACAACAGGAUGAAUGGGUCAAAGUUCACCUCACACACCAAGGGGUUAUAAAAUGUUCCUGUUAUCACGGGGUCAAAGGUCCCUUCCUUCAUGUACACCUGAUCAAACUGAGAGAGGAGGAGUUAGGAGCUCAGGUGGCAGCUGAGGACGACGUGGACUCUGAACACACACUCAGGUUCUUUUUAUUCUGGCUCAUUCUGUUCGUCAUGACUGAGGAGUGAAUUUACAAACUGGAUGUGUGAAUGAAGAUUUCUGUCCUGACUUCAUGAUGUCUGACUGAGACUGUCUGUCAACAUAAAUCAGCUGAUUCAGGACGUGUACGCCCAGUCCAGUUUACCUCAAACAUCUGAAGAGAUGGAGCGUUUCUAAAACAUGUAGAAGAAGCUGCGGAUAACUACUGGUGAUUAACUUUGUCUAAAAGGUAAUCAGCUGUCUGUCUAAAUAUUUAGAUUAAAGGACUUCCUGUUGAUUGUUGUGAGUUCUAAGCAGGCGUGAAUCAACACUUCUUAUUUAGACAUCUCGUCGUGGGAACUCUGGCGUUGUAGAGUUAAUGAGCUGUCACAGACCUCCAUAAAUAUACGGAUCAUCUCUCUUCAGGUUUCAAACUGUUAACGAGGUCAAACAAAAAAACACAAACCCCUGCCCCUCUAUGGGACUCCGCCCCCUGUCAACAAAUUUCCUUCUCACUUCAUCCUAAACCUAAAUAAAAUGUAAGCUCAUGACAUAAAGGUUAAAAAGGUCAUGUUUAUCUCUCCUGUAGCUCUGACCUCAAGCAGUCACCUGGAUGAGCUGUAACACCUGCUGAUGGUCAGCCUUAAAGGGCCAGCAUGUCUUUAAUGGAGUUGUGUGUCUCUUGAUGUGUCAGGUGGUCGUCACUAUCUUACCUUUUAAGUCUGAGUUAGGAUUUGCUUAGCUUAGCUUGGUAAACAGCUAGUCUUGGUCUGUUAAAUUGAUGUAAAUGAAUAAAAAGUAAAUAAUUUCUUAAUUUGUUUUCUUUCCUAAAUGUGGAACUGUCCCUUUAAAACUGGAGCCUCUGUGGAUUUGUAGUGUUCUGUAUUUUGACUACUGCGAUGUUUUCCUGCUUUAGGAUUUUUUGUUCCGUUCUUCUUCUGUGGUAUUAGCCUGCAGUCAGAGAGUGUGUGUGUGUGUGUGUUUGAAAGGAUGUGUGUGUUUGACGGGAUGUGUGUGUGUGUGGAGGUCAGCCGGACACACUACCCUGCAGCCUCCUCUGCUGUAUAUUUAUUUAGUUAUCUUUAUUUAUGACUGAUAGACGCCCUCAGCCUCCUCACGCUCUCUAACAUGUUUGUUUUUGUUCUCAUGUAAAAAAUAAAUUACUUUUUAUAACCA